AUGAUUAUCAAGGUCACUAACACCCAAAACUUCACGACUUAUGACUGGGAAAUUAAUAUGGUAUUCGCUCAGCAAGCGCAUAUUGAUGCUUUUGCCCUAAAUAUGGCGUACGGUGACCCCACAAAUGAACCUUCUUUGGUUAAUGCUUUUGAGGCAGCCAGCGUUGUGGGGUUUCAGUUAUUCUUCUCCUUUGACUAUGCAGGAAAUGGCGCCUGGCCAAAGAGCACUGUCAUUGACCUGCUCACGAAGUAUGGAUCGAAUAGCCACUACUACCAAUACAAGGGGAAGCCCUUCGUGUCGACCUUCGAAGGGCCACAAAGUGCGUCAGAUUGGAUCGAUAUCAAGGAGCAGACAGGCUGUUAUUUCGUUCCUGACUGGUCUUCCUUAGGUGCCAAGGCGGCGCUUGAGGCUUCUCCAGGUGCCCCUGAUGGCCUAUUCUCUUGGGCGGGGUGGCCAUGGGGACCCAAUGAUAUGGAUACCUAUGUGGAUGCUUCUUACAUGCAGUAUCUAGACGGAAAACCGUACAUGAUGCCUGUCUCACCCUGGUUCUACACCAAUCUACCAGGGUACAAGAAGAACUGGCUAUGGAAUGGCGAUCGCCUGUGGUUCGACCGCUGGCAGGAAGUGAUGUAUCUUAAACCAGAGUGGGUUGAAAUCAUCUCAUGGAAUGAUUAUGGCGAGUCUCAUUACAUCGGGCCCUUGCACGAGAAUGCCUACGCUGCUUUCGAUAUUGGUGAGGCGACUUACAACUACGCUGCCGGCUAUCUACAUGACGAUUGGCGAUCAUUCUUGCCUUACCUGAUUAGUCUUUAUAAAACGGGCACGGCUACGAUCACAAAAGAAGGCGUCCAGGUUUGGUUUCGCAGAGCCCCAGCUGCAGCUUGCACCAACGGUGGAACCAGCGGCAAUACCGUAUCCCAAUUCCAGAUCGAGUUCCCCCCGACAGAGAUCCUAAAGGAUAGGGUCUUUUACUCAGCUCUCUUGGGAUCUCCGGCCGAUGUCUCUGUGAGCAUCGGAGGAGUCGUCCAGCAAGGAAGCUGGUCUGAUGCUCCAGAUGGCGGGAUUGGCAUUUAUCAUGGCAGUGUCCCGUUCAAUGGGAAUACUGGCCAGGUCGUUGUGACUAUCUCGCGUAAUGGUGCUGUCAUUGCAUCGAUGGAAGGUGAAUCAAUUGAUACUUCUAUUUGUCUGGGUGGCAUCCAGAACUGGAAUCCUUGGGUAGGGACCAUAUUCGCAGACACCACCAUUUCUGCCACCCCGGAGUUGAGGAUCAGUGAGCAAGUUUGCGUCAACGGGACCGGACCGAAUAAAUUUGCGCGACUCUGUGGAUUCAGUUGCUCUUAUGGAUAUUGCCCGGUAGGUGCUUGUGUCUGCACCGCUAUGGGCGAACAGAGACCCUUGCCCAAGCCCACGGGAGUCAAAGGUUAUCCCUUGGCGGGUGAAGACGCGAGCUACAGUGGCCUGUGUGAUUUCAACUGCAACUACGGUGAUUGUGACCCAGAGGCGUGUGGUACCACUGAGGUUGAGUUGACGGUCCCCACGGUGUCGGACUUCUCGCCCCCGGCGUGUGUCAGUGGAACGGGGGAAGGGAACCUGGCAGGUCUCUGUAGUUUCAGCUGUACAUACGGCUUUUGCCCGAUCAACGCCUGCACGUGUACGGGCGAGGGAGCCCUGGUGCUGCCUCCUCCGACACAGAAUGUGAGCGGCUAUGCAGGCACGGGACUGGACGCGUCUGUAUACGGGCCCCUCUGUGAGUUCACCUGCAGC
This is a messenger RNA of Aspergillus piperis CBS 112811, 1764 nucleotides long. Its product is annotated as putative alpha-1,3-glucanase. The transcript has a single exon. The annotation marks the transcript as partial. Gene Ontology annotation, molecular function: glucan endo-1,3-alpha-glucosidase activity. Lineage: Eukaryota; Fungi; Ascomycota; Eurotiomycetes; Eurotiales; Aspergillaceae. The record is from RefSeq and is a predicted model, not a curated record. Gene Ontology annotation, biological process: mating projection tip cell wall disassembly.